This is a messenger RNA of Nomia melanderi (Alkali bee), 4064 nucleotides long. RefSeq lists its product as uncharacterized. Gene Ontology annotation, molecular function: GTPase activator activity. The record is from RefSeq and is a predicted model, not a curated record. Gene Ontology annotation, biological process: regulation of small GTPase mediated signal transduction; signal transduction. Gene Ontology annotation, cellular component: cytoplasm. Lineage: Eukaryota; Metazoa; Arthropoda; Insecta; Hymenoptera; Halictidae.
CUAUGUCGACUAUAUAUUCUGUGAUUUGUAAUACCCGUUAAUAUUUGGUGGUAAAUAUCAAUUGGAUUGGUUGAAUGAUCAUGUUGUUCAAAUAUGAAUGAAUGUCAUAAAAUGUGUUUCGUAGAUUGACGUAUUAUUUUAAUUACUUUAUACAAAAUGAAGUAUACUUGUGACUGCAUGAACGUAACAAUUAUAAUAGAAAAAUUGUUCAGACAAAGCGAAAAUAACCGCCGUUAAUAAAACGGUAACGAGCCUGCGUGUGAAAUUCAAAUAUGUCAGAACGUGUUUAAAUUGUCGUUACCGUGUAAUAUAGACAAUGGAAGAUUUCAAUGACAAUGUAGAUGGUAAAUUGGCUUUUAGAAUGCGAAAAGUCAAUCCAGAACAGUUUCAUACUCUUGUCAAAAUGCAUUUGUCUUUUGAAUUGGAUCUCAAUACAGAAGACAAUGAUUGUAUCAAUGAAAAGGCAAAAUUAAAAAAAUGGGGUAUUUUGAGCUUCGCAAAGAAGCCUAAGUCAACAAUUAAUUUACAAAAAGGUAUAGAAGGUGCUAGUUUGUCUGAAGAUGGAAUUAAUCAAGUGAAACAAUUAAUAGAGUAUUUAUCCCAGGAACAAAAUAUUAUACAAGAGGGUAUAUUUCGUCGUACUGGUAAAUUAACAAGACAACAAGACUUAAAGAUGACAAUGUAUCAAGGCGUUUCUUUAAAUCUCAAUGAUGGUCAAUACAGUGUUCAUGACUGUGCAUCUGUAUUAAAAGGAUUUUUAGCAGAGUUGCCAGAACCUUUGUUGUCAGAUUUGCAUUAUCCUGCACAUUGCCAAAUUGCUGAAUUAUAUGGUUCUGACAUGAGCAACAAUGAUGCAAGGUUAUUAAGAUCUCUUCAGUUGCUUUUGUUACUUUUACCCCGUAUGAAUAGAGUAUUACUCAAAUAUGUUUUAACGUUACUUAAUAAGACAGCUAGUUUUGAAUGUAAUAAUAAAAUGAAUUGUGAUACACUUGCAACGCUUUUCACUCCACAUUUGAUGUGCCCAAGAAAACUGUCACCGGAAGCUUUACAUAUUAAUUCUCAGAAUUUAUCAUGCUUAGUUGCCUUUAUGAUUAAAAAAGGAGUUGAUUUAUUUGAAAUUCCACCAAAACUAGCUACAGACAUUAGAGCAUACUGGGUAGAACAAGAAAGGAAAUUGUUGAGUCCUAAAAACACAGAUCUAAAUGAAUCUAUACCAGAUACAACAGGUACAGCUCAUACUGUAUUUAGUUUUGUAGAUCAUAAAUUAACAGCAAAAGCAAAUUCUACUCAAGAUACCCAAGCAGCUUUAGCUCAACUUUAUGCUCAUAUACAAGCAAUGCCAGAGUCAGCUAAAAAACGUAGACUAGUAAAACAAUUUAACAAAGAGAACGGUCAAGGUACACCAAGACAAGUUAAAAAUAUCAGGACUAAGAGUCUUGGAGACUCAAUCAAGAAACAUAUUUUUCAGAAAAAGCUCUUGGGGCAUAAAAAAUUUAUUGAUUUUAAUAUAGGUUGCAAUAUUACUAGAUCUAGUAGCGAAGAAAAUAUGUUAUCAUCGAAUUUAGAAAAGUCAAUGCUUGACACGAAAGUUCUGUUUAGUAAAUCAGAUGAUGAACUUAGCAUGGAAAACUGUGAUACAAAUAAUGACAGUAGUCUUCUACAUACAAAACAUAUUAGUAAUAGUACUGGUAGUCUUAAUACUCCUACAUUGAGAAAUUACAAAGACAAAAGAAAGGCUAUGUUAAUGAGAUUCGCAGAUAUAAAAGAAGAAAAACCAGAUGAAAAGUAUUAUGAUUGGAGUUUAAAUAAUUCAUCUAAAAGAGAUAAAGAAAGUUCUGAUAUAAAUGAUUCCAUAUUUUCCAAUAUUGACGAUGGAAGUAUUUCUUUGCACGAAGAACGAUUUAAAACUGGGAAUUCAAAACACGAUAGCGAUACUGUAUCUAAUAUCAUGAGAUUGUCUAGGCAACUCAGUGAACCACCGGAUAUGUAUUCUUCUCAGAAUACUUUAUAUGAAACGAGAGAAAAUGAAUUAGUAAGACAAAGUUCAGAACCUACAUUGUCAAUGUCUAAAACAGCUAACGUAGAUAUGAUUUCUUCUAAGUGUUUUGAAGACAACAAGAAACCACUGGUACAAUCAAAAAUGGAAUUAAACUCUGAUAGUGCAUGUGUUCAUUUAUCUCCUAUAGUCAAAAAUAGACUUUGGAAUGUAUAUGUGACUCAUACAUCGACACCAUCAAAUCUACUACGUAAAAGUUUAGUCACUAAUGAUUAUAUGUUAACUCCUAUUACUAACAAUGAUAAAAGCAUGAGUCCAAUUACACAAAGUGCUACUAAAAUGACAAAAGCUAUGCAGGAAACAAUGAUGACACCACGGUCCAGAAAACCAGUAAUGAUGGUUUCAGGCUCAAACCUCUGUAACCUUGCCAAUGUUAAUAAUAGUUGGAGUCAAAAUGUGUCUAACAGCGUACGUGGUUCGAAUCUCGAUAUGGUUGGACCAAUAAACUGUAUUUCAAUUUUGGAGGAAUCUCAUAGACCUAAUAGUAUAGGCAGUGAAAUUAUUUAUGGAGAAAGCAUCGAUUUAGAAGAUAAAGAAAAUUUUGACAAAGAAGCACAAGAGAAACAGAAGUUUAUUACAUCCAUUGGUGAUGACUGUUGCGCAGUUACUCAACAAAGUACAAUGUCUAUAACGAGUACGUUUAGAGAGUAUUUGCUGUCUAGAAGUGUUUUAACUGCUAGUCCCGUUGAUCUCAGUUUCACUUCACGUACAGGAGAUUUUGAACAAUCAGAGUCCGACUUAAAUAUUUUAAACGAAGAUGGUUUUUCUGACAGUUUACUUUGCUGCUUAAAUGGAAAUACGCCGGAAUCUGAUACUUCUGGUAUUGCAUCUGGAAGCACUAAUAGUGCAAGUAAUUCCUCAGAAAAAAAUGAUGAAAUUAAAAGUUCACCAAGAAAACGUGCAACAAGUUUGCAACGUAAUGAUUCGAAACGAUCAGUGAAGGAAAGCAGAACAGUGAAAACUGUACGAGGGCAAGGUUUUAAGCACAAACAACUAAGCGAAUCAACGCUAAAACCGAUAAAAGUAAAAGACACGUUUCAAGAAACUUCGUUUUGAUGUAAAAAAUCUCACGCUCAAAGCAGAAAUCAAAAUCAACGUAUUUUAACACUAGAGUGUUAAUGAUACGUUAUAUUUUGUAUCAGUGUGCAAAAAUAUACCUUUCUUUAUGUUACUAAUAUGUUUUACAUAGUAAAAAUAAUAUUGACAAUAAUUAAUAAUAUUAUCAAAACCUACAAUACUGAUAGGUUUAUUUAUCAAUGGCAUUUAAAAUAACAAAUUCUAAAGUAUAAGCAAACAUAUAAAUUUCUGUCAACAUUUUUUUUUGCGCGUUCAUUUACCAUGAACAAAAAAAUGUAAUGUGAUCAUGUGAUACACAGAAAUUCAUAAUAUUUAAAUAGCAACUGUUUUGCGCUAAAAGUUGAUACACUUAUUUUAUAUACUACUUAAAAGUUUAUAUAUGUAUAUUUUGUUAAAUUAUUAAUCCCUAAAUACAUUUUUUUUGUAUAAGAAUAACGUAUGAACAUUUCUUUUGCAUAUAGCAAAGGUGUUGAACUGGGAGCUCGCGAAUUUUGUAGGGUUUUUCCUUCGCGGAGAAUUACUCUCUCACAAACGUUUCAUAAAACUGUUCACGUACACGGUUUCAGGCAUUCGUAGGGUAGAGAUAGUAGUUGGGGAACCACUGAUUGGAGUCACUAGUUUGAGGAUAGACUGACACCUCUGCUCUAAAAGAUUAAUCCAGGACUCUUAAGGGAAGGUUCUUUAAACUCACAAACCGAAGACUUUAAAUAAAAAGUUCUGAAGUUAAUAAUAUCGCUAAAUGACUCUUAGCAAAUGAACCUAUGAUCCCUUUGUCAUAUUUAUUAACUGUAUAAUAUAAUAUUUAUUAACUAUUUUAAACCAUGUCUGUUUGCUAUAAUGGACUUUAAUAAAGUGAAUAACCGUUGUUAACAACCACAUAUUUAAUUUAUAAAAUUGAUAAUCUCCGUUCGGCUAAAGAAGGUUUCUUCUU